Messenger RNA from Dendronephthya gigantea, 1080 nucleotides. RefSeq names its product ATP-dependent DNA helicase PIF1-like. The record is from RefSeq and is a predicted model, not a curated record. Lineage: Eukaryota; Metazoa; Cnidaria; Anthozoa; Malacalcyonacea; Nephtheidae. Gene Ontology annotation, molecular function: DNA helicase activity. Gene Ontology annotation, biological process: DNA repair; telomere maintenance. The coding region runs from base 1 to 1080 and encodes 359 amino acids. The transcript has a single exon.
AUGCUUGGCCAAGUUACUUUUGGCUGGAUAGACAAGCGUUGCAAACAAGCAACUGGUUACUAUGACGGAGUAUUUGGUGGAAAAUCUCUGAUUUUGACUGGUGAUCCAGGUCAGUUACCACCUGUUGCUGACAAACCUCUGUAUCAUGCUAAACCAUCAAAUGCUGUUGGUGAACAAGGUUAUCAAGCAUAUCGUAUGUUCAACAAUGUUGUUAAACUCACUGAUAAUCAACGAGUACAAGGUAAUACACCAGAACAGGUACAGUUCAGAGAUUUAUUGCUACGACUUCGCAAAGGCGACUCAACAGCUGAUGACUGGGAAUUACUUCUGACUCGUCAACCAUCCAACAUCACUAACUUAUGUGAGUUUGAAGAUUCUACUAGACUAUUCUAUAGUAAUGAACAAGUUGGCAAUUACAACCAUGAACAACUAACAAAACUUGAGCAUCCAAUUGCUCAUAUCAAUGCCUGUCAUUCAUCUUCAUUGGCAAAAAAGAUAUUUCCAGACGACAUGUCUGGGUUAGAACCAGUUGUAUUUCUAGCAAAAGGUGCUAGGGUAAUUUUGACAAUGAAUCUAUGGUCGAGUGUAGGCCUCUGCAAUGGGGCUACUGGAACGGUUGUUGAUUUCAUUUAUCAGAACAACCAUCAACCACCUGACUUACCUAUUGCAGUAAUAGUAGAAUUUGAGAACUAUAGAGGUCCUGUAUUUGAUGAAAGCCAACCGCUGUGCAUUCCAAUAUGUCCCAUCACUGUUUCAUGCCAGACAGAAAUAGGUUUUCAUGAGAGGCAACAGUUACCUCUUAGGCUUGCCUGGGCUCUAACAAUACACAAGACCCAGGGACUCAGUCUUCCAAAAGCAUGGAUUGAUAUUGGGAAAUCUGAGAGAACUGCUGGAGUCUCUUAUGUUGCUAUUAGUAGGACAAAAACACUUGCAUCUUGUGUCAUUGAACCUAUGACUUAUGAACGAUUAGCCAGAUUGAAAUCAUCUGGUAAUUUACAGUAUAGGCUUGAAGAAGAGAACAGGCUUGAUCAGUUAGCACAUAGUACGAACAGUGCAUUUAGAACAAACCAUUCAGUUUGA